AUGGGAUUUCUCAGUUUGUCACGCGAAUCACAUACUCGAUAAACCAUUCCUGUUUGUGAAGUAAACUGUUACUAUGAAGACGGAAUUGUUGUUGCAAUUCACCUUACUCAUAACGAUACUGUUGGUUACGUCGAGUGAAGGAUUCUUCUUUAACUAUCCUAAGAAGCUCUUAUCGAACAUUGUCAAUUCGUUAAAGGGUAAUAUUGAAGCAAAAAAGAAGCCGCCUGGGAUACAACACUAUCACUACCAUUACUAUCCAAUAAUCCAUCCGUUAUCAGGAUCGUUUACAAAGGCGCCCAAGAAACAUGAACUCGAUGAACUCCAUCAAGAUCGUUUGGCUUCACUCGGAUGGUCACAACACGAAUACAAAUAUAUUCCUCAAACGAAAAUAAAAAUUCCCUCAUCGGUAUUAAAUUCGUGGGAUACGGUUAUAGCUGAACCGACUGAUCAUAUCAUUCUUGAAUCAGAUCUCUCAGAAACGAUCGAUCCUAACGAGCAUGAAGGUGUGCUCGUUGAAGUCCCAAGCAACAAAAAAAUCAUCAUUGAAGAUGAUCAUCCCCAUGAUUUUAAAACAUUGAAACAUGAUCUGUUGGCAGCACUUUUUCAUAAAAGCUCAAGCUCUACAAAUCAUAUACAUUAACGAAAAUUGAUGAGAAGCGGAUGAAGAUGCGGAUGUAAUAAUAUUGGCAGCCAGUUUUAUGUUUCAUCCAAAUAUCUCGUUAAGAACAACACAUUUUAACAUUUUCAUUAAGGAAAGAGGUACUUCAAAUUGCCUAAGCAAUCACCCAUUUCCGAGCGUAACGAGAGUUCUGGGACAGUCUGCAUUAGAAAUACGGAAUACGUACAAUUAUAUCAUUUUGAUCAAAAUUUCGAACUUCUAAUCGGUGACAAAUUUACAAGCAUUUACAAUUUUCUAAAAAAAAAUAAUAAUAAUAAUAGCUGUUCUUCAACGAUCUUCAUCAGUUGCUGAUUUUACGAGUUUACAUACUAUAAAUAAAUAAGGGUAAAUCAGUACUACAGUACUACAGUAUUACAGUUUUCAUUUUGUUUCUUUCUGUAUUAGUGAAAAUUACACGUUUAUUUUGAUCAAUUAUACACAUAAGCAAUGUUACAUAAAAUAGUUCAAGUAGCGUGUAGAUUAAUCUACUAAUGUACUAAUGUUUUUUUAUAAACCAUUUUUCAGUAUCCGAUUUUUUUUUGUUUAUUAACAUUAGUUUCUCAUAUUAUUUUGUUUACAAAUAAAGCUUAAGUUUGUUGAA
This is a messenger RNA of Megalopta genalis, 1259 nucleotides long. RefSeq lists its product as uncharacterized. Lineage: Eukaryota; Metazoa; Arthropoda; Insecta; Hymenoptera; Halictidae. The record is from RefSeq and is a predicted model, not a curated record.